Molecule: messenger RNA, 372 nt
Organism: Verticillium alfalfae VaMs.102
Lineage: Eukaryota; Fungi; Ascomycota; Sordariomycetes; Glomerellales; Plectosphaerellaceae
Product: autophagy protein
Exons: 3
Coding region: 1-282 (93 amino acids)
Biological process (GO): macroautophagy; cellular response to nitrogen starvation
Cellular component (GO): autophagosome; cytosol; fungal-type vacuole membrane
Molecular function (GO): phosphatidylethanolamine binding
Source: RefSeq, a predicted model, not a curated record
AUGUCGUCAUCUGCGAGAAGGUGGAAAAGUCCGACAUCGCCACCAUCGAUAAGAAGAAGUAUCUGGUGCCCGCGGGACCUGACCGUCGGUCAGUUCGUCUACGUCAUCCGGAAGCGUAUCAAGCUCUCCCCGGAGAAGGCCAUUUUCAUCUUCGUCGAUGAGGUCCUGCCACCCACGGCUGCCUUGAUGAGCAGCAUCUACGAGGAGCACAAGGACGAGGACGGCUUCCUCUACAUUACCUACUCCGGCGAGAAAAACUUCGGCGACUGCGAGACUGCUUGAGCUUCAGAGAGAGCUUCCUUUUUGCAGCUGUCCCUCAAUUCGGACUAUGUCGGCGUUUGGUUUCUCUGGUCACAUUAUGAAUGGGUUGAA